AUGAAAAGGAUACGGCCGACACAUAAUCGGACAUCCGAACAUGAACAGCCUAAUUCCCAUCAGUUUCAAUUCACUAUUGAAGAAGCAAAUGAGGCUGAUAAUCAGACUACAACCGAAUUCGAAGUGCCACCAUCAAAUGAUAGUUUGCAGCAACAAAACUUAACGUCAGAACAAUUACAACAAUUAUUCAAUCGAGCUAGUUCUCAUUUGGUUACGGAAACUUCGGAAGAACACAAGUUUUUUAAACGUGAAGCAACAAUCGAAGUGCCGAAAACAGGUGAAGUUAUACAAACACCAUUUCCACCUAUUCCACCAGAUCGUAAAGAAGAAUUAGAUAUUGAUAUUGAACAAUUGAAACAAGUAGCAGGUCCGUUGAGUAUAGAACGAUAUUCUCCUAAUGAACAAGAAAUUAAUUAUGUAUUAUCAACAAUAACAAUAACAUUUAACCAACCAAUGAUUGCUGUUUCGUCAUUGAAUGAAGUAAUGAAUAUAGAAGAUUUAGAUAUUGCGUUAACACCAAAAGUAGAAGGUCAAUGGAGAUGGAUAGGAACAAAAACAUGUCAAUUUGAGGCGAAACAUCGUUUACCAUAUUCAACAAAGUACGCAUUAAAAGUCAACAAAGAACAUUGUGUAUCGGCAAUAGGAGGUAAAUUAGAUGAAGGUUUUUUCUUUGAGUUUGCAACAACAACGCCUAAAGUUAUUGAGUUUUUACCAAAUGGAACAGUUUCAACCUUAAAACCUAAAUGCUUUCUAUUAUUUGAUCAAAAAAUUCAUAUACAUGAAAUUUUGGAACAUUUAUACGAAAAAACAGCAAAAAGUGAAUUUGAAUCGUCUAUAAAUGAUAAUGAAGGAAAUCAUGAAAAAUAUGUUGCAUUUACAUUUAAACAUGAUUUAUUAAAAGCAACACAAUAUACUAUCCAAAUGCCUAGUGGCUGUCCAUCAGCUGAAGGUCCACUAAAGACAUCAUCAGGAUGGUCAGCUAGUUUUCAUACUUAUGAAUCAUUAAGAGUAACUGACUGGUAUCCAAAUAUGACGAAUACACUGACUGUUAAUCCUGGUAAUAGUUGGUCAUUAACAUUCAAUAAUUCAUUAGAUCAUUCAACAAUUAAUAAAUCAUUAUUUAAAUUUGAGCCAGAAGUCAAUGGUUUAAGUAUUGAACAUACGAAAGAUAAUGACCGACAAAUAAUAAUACAUAAUAAUUCUCAACCAAAUACUGUUUAUACACUGUUUGUACAAUCAGAAGUAUUGAAAGAUAUUUAUAGUCAAAAAUUAGAACGUAAUAAUUCAGAUGAUUCAAUUCAAUUUCAUGUACAUGAUUCACCACCAUUAAUUGGACAUAUAUCAGGCGCAACAGGUAUGAUUGUAAUGGAUCCAGGUGUAUUAGAUGAUCCAUUUUAUCCAUUUAUGGUUUAUAAUUAUUCAGAAUUGAUAAUUCAAAUAAAUCGAGUAAAACCAGAACAUUAUCAACAAUUUUUGCCAUGUUUUAAUUUACAGUAUUUCGUAUAUGAAAAUCAAGAAUGGGGUAAUAAAUUACCUGGAGAAGAGUUAUUCAAUGAAAUUAUUCAAACAAACUGUAAACGCUAUGAACCCAAAGAAAUAAAAGUCUCAUUAAAAGCAUAUUUAAAUAAAAAAUCCAACAGUGGUCAAUUAAUUAUAUUAAUUCAACCAACAAAAAAAUCGUGGGAUGAAUGUCAACGUGGAGAUUGGCGAUAUAGACAAAUUAUAUCAGCUUGGUUGCAAUGUACGCGAUUAGCAGUCGAUGUAUUUCUUUCUCCAGGUACGGACUUAAUCUUAACUGUAUGGGUUACUGAAUUAAUGACUGGUACGCCUGUUAAUCAAGCAACUGUUUCAGCAUUUGAUAAAAAACAAGAAACAAAUCAACAAGGGUUAUGCACAAUUCGAAAGUUCAACACACAGGACAAUGAAGGAGGAAUAUUAGUUGUAGAAAAAGAUGAGGAUACAUGUAUGGUAGUAGAUAUUUAUAGUAAUAAAUCAGAUCUUAAUGCUUAUGUAUGGCACGUAUUUAAUGAUCGAGAUUUAUAUAAACCAAAUGAAGAGGUACAUAUAAAAGGUUAUGUUAGAUUAUUGAAAGUAGAAAGUGAAGCAAAAUCACCACAUUAUGCACAAGGUACAAUUGAUUAUACAAUUAAUGAUCCUCUUGGUCAAGAACUUGAAAAAUCAAAAGUGAGAUUGAAUAAUUAUGGUGCAUUUGACAUAAAAUUUAAAUUGCCUGAUAAUGCUAACUUAGGUGAGGGCGCCAUACAUUUCAGUUUACCAGAUUUAGCCACUAGUACAAUGCAUUUCAAAGUUCAAGAAUUUCGAAAACCAGAAUAUGAAGUUUCAUCAAUGCAUCGACCAACAACACCACAUUAUUGCCAUUCAACAAUUGAUGAAUAUGUUAUAGCUACUUGUCAAGGAAAAUUAUUUGCUGGUGGUUAUUUAAAUGAUGCAAAUGUUGAGUGGAUAGUUAAACCUGAAACAACACAAUUUACACCACCAAAACGAUCUGACUAUACAUUUGGCAGAGCUCAGCAAUUCUUUUGGCAAUAUCGUUAUAAUAAUUCGUCGCAAAAUGAAAAAGAAAUAUCAUAUCCAGUAAAAUAUUUUCAGGGUAAAAUAAACAAUAAAGGUUUACAUGAAAUUAAAAUUAAUUAUCAUGGUAUAGAACAAGAACCCAGAACAAUAUUUGUUCGUGCAAUAGCAGCCAUUACUGAUUUAAAUUAUCAAACACAAGAAACACAAACACAGUUUAUUAUACAUCCAUGUACAUAUUAUGUGGGAUUUAAAUUAAUAACAAAUUAUGGCAAGAAAAAUAAACCUGUACAAACAAAAGUCAUUGUAACAGAUAUUGACGGAAAUUUAAUUGGUAAUAUUUUGGUUGAAUGUAAAGUAAUUGGAAUUGGUAAUGAAAAAAAAGAAGAUGAGAAUGGUUUAGUAGUAUCUGAACAAGUAAAAGAUGAGCAAACAUUAGCCAUUGUUAGUUCAAAUAAAGGGGCAGUCAAUAUUGAAUUUACACCAAAAUUAGGGGGUAGUUAUAAUAUAUCAUACAGUGUCAAAGAUGAAAAAUGUCGAUUAGCUAUGAGUUUCUAUGACAACUAUUAUGUUUCUGGUGGCUGUGAAAACGAAAUAGAAAAACAAAAGGUUGAUUUUAUCCCAACCGGUACAUUAACAAUUAUUCCGAAUGAAACAAAACAUUAUCAACCAGAUGACAUAUGUGAAUUAUUAAUACUAGCACCAUUUAGUCCUGCUAGUGGUUUAGUUAUAUUAGAUUGUGGUGGUCAAGUGUCACAACCAAUACAAUUUCAAAUAGAAUCCGGUAAAGAUUCAACAACUGUUGAAUUUAGAAUAUCAAAAGACUGGAUACCAGGAUUUACAGUUCAUGCUGAAUUAACCGGUGCGAUUCCAAGAGAAAUAGAAGUAAAUGAUUCACAGCAUUGCCCAGCAAUCGCUGCUGGUUCAGUAUCAUUAAAAGUAUCAAGAGAUAUUUAUAAACUGAAUGUUUUGAUUAAUACAAAAGAAACAGAUGAAACGUUUACACCAUCAUCUAUUAUUCAUGUGGGUGUUGAUGUUACACAACAUGUGAAUAAUACAGCCGUGGACAACGUAGAAGUGUGUUUAAUUAUUGUUGACGAAGCAAUUUUAUCAUUAACUGGUCAUACGCUAUUGAGUCCAUUAGAUAUAUUUUAUCCUGAUCGAUCGACAAAUAUUACACCAUACCAUAGCAGAAAACGUUGUUUACUGUUUAAUACGCAAGAUAUAGAAAAAUUUGAGAAAGAUAUGCAACGAAGACAAGCGCAGUUUGGCUUGCCACACGCUGCAACGCAAUAUUCGGCGAGAUUUACUUGCGCGUCAUCAACUCUUGGUUCUAAACAUGGAGCCGUAGGUGCUGGUGAAGCACAAACGAUAGCUGUUCGAUCGAACUUCAAUCCAUUAGCAUGUUGGAUUCCAUCAGCAAUCACCAAUUCAUCAGGACAUGUUACAUUUGAAGUUAAGUUACCUCAUAAUGUAACACGCUAUCGUGUAUGGGCAUUAGCAGCUAAUGAUAAACAAUAUGGCUUAGGGGAAACAGCAUUUACUGUACAAUUACCUAUCAUGGCUCAACCAUCACCACCAAGAUUUCUUAAUUAUGGUGAUAUAGCUCAUUUUUCAGUUAUUUUACAAAAUCAAACUGAUCAAUCAUUACCACUACAUGUUGGUUUAAGAGCAAGUAAUGCUAAAUUAUUAACAUCUGAAACAAGUCAACAAGGAAUCGGUUAUUCAAUUGUAAUAACUGCAAGUAAACGAGUUGUUGUUACAUUUCCAGUUUCAACAAUCCAUUCUGGUAUAGCCCGAUUUCAGUUUGUAAUUAGUACUGACAAUAAUAAAACAUCGGUAUCAUUUGGAGAUGCAAUCGAACUAAGUUUACCUGUAUUUACACCAGCAACAUCUGAAGCAUUUGCAACAUAUGGCGAUGUAGGUGGUGCAGAAGUGAUUUUACAACCAAUAAAGACACCAAAAGAUGUUAUUCCACAAUUUGGUGAAUUAUCAAUAUCAACAAGUUCAACAGCAUUAGCAUCAUUAACAGAUGCAAUUGUUUCAUUAUAUACAUAUCCAUAUGAAUGUACAGAACAAAUUAGUUCUAGAUUAUUAGGUAUACAAACAUUAUGGGAUGUUUUACAAGCAUUUCAUUGGAAAGAUUUACCUGAAGUUUCAGCAUUGAAAACUAAAUUAGAAUCAGAUAUGAAUGCACUAAAAUAUCGUCAGUAUCCGAAUGGUGGAUUUAGUUAUUGGACAAAUCGAAAUAAUUCUUAUGCUGAUCCAUACAUAAGUGUGCAUGUUGCACAUUGUUUAGCUGUUGUUAUGAAUGCAAAGGUGCUGGAUGUUAAUGGAAACAUGUUAAGUAAUGUGUUAAAAUAUGUUGAAAAUAUCGAAUCUGAAAUUGAUCAAUUACCAUUUAGUAAAUAUUGGUCUGAAAUAACUCGAUAUAGUUUAAUGAGUUAUGCAUUAUAUGUUAGAGCAAAACAUUUUAGAAAUGUGGCUGAAGAAGCUUCAGAAUUCUUUAAACGGAGUGGAUUUGAUAAACUCAGUUUAGAAGCAUUAGGAUGGUUAUUAGUAGCAUUAUCCAGUGGUGAAAAUAAUAAUAAAGACCAAACAGUUGAAAUAAUAUACAAACAUCUCAAAGAUAAAGUAAGUGAAACAGGUGAAACAGCUAAUUUUAUUACAUCAUAUGGUGAUGAUGGUCAAUCUGUCAUGUUACAUUCAAAUCAACGAACAGAUGCUAUAUUAUUAGAAUCAUUAUUAUGUAUUGAUCCAAAGUCAAGUUUAUGUACAAAAUUAUGUAAAGGUUUACAAGCACAUACAGUGAAAGGUGCAUGGAAAUCAACACAAGAAAAUUGUUUUGUAUUAAUUGCAUUAGAUAAAUAUUUUCACAUGAAAGAAAAGGAUAUACCAGAAUUUGUUGCAAAUAUUUGGCUUGAUAAUGAUUAUUGUGGUCAACAUCAAUAUAAAGGUAAGGACACAUCAAAGGAUAAUCAGAAGUUGUUACUAAUAUUUUAA
Messenger RNA from Didymodactylos carnosus, 5535 nucleotides. The record is from the annotation of a GenBank genome assembly. NCBI's taxonomy places the organism in Eukaryota, Metazoa, Rotifera, Eurotatoria, Philodinida, Philodinidae.